AUGAAUUCCCUGCUGCGGAGUGAGGAGAUGUGUUUAGCCCAGUUAUUUCUGCAGUCUGGAUCUGCGUACGACUGCAUCAGUGAACUGGGAGAACUGGGACUUGUAGAAUUUAGAGAUCUCAAUUCGUCUGUAAACGCCUUUCAAAGGAAGUAUGUGAAUGAGAUCAAGAAGUGUGAGGAGAUGGAGAGAAUUCUGAGUUAUCUUUUACGAGAAAUCAAAAAAGCUGACAUCUCACUCCCAGAUCGGGAUGUCAACCCUGUGGCUCCUUUACCCAAACAUGUCAUUGCGAUCAUGGAGCAGCUGCAGCGACUGGAGGUUGAGUUAGGAGAGGUUACGAGGAAUAAGGAGAAACUGCAGAAAAACCUCUUGGAGCUGACCGAGUACACACACAUGCUGCGCAUCACUCGAAACUUUGUCCAGAGAAAUACUGAGCGAGAGCCUUUACAAGGACAGUAUGAAGAAUUUCCUUUUCUGGAAAAGGAAACGAUGAUGGACUACAACAGCAUGCAGAGACUUGGAGCCAAACUUGGUUUUGUAUCUGGUCUGAUUCAUCGGGUGAAGAUUGAGGCUUUUGAGCGAAUGCUGUGGCGAGUGUGCAAGGGAUACACCAUCCUGAGCCACGCUGAAGUGGACGAGUAUCUGGACGAUCCAGAUACAGGCGAGCCAACCAAAAGCGUGGUUUUUCUGAUCUCUUACUGGGGAGAACAAAUUGGACAGAAAGUUAAGAAGAUUUGUGACUGUUACCACUGUCAUGUAUAUCCAUAUCCCAGUAACAACGAGGAGAGGAACGACGUGGUGGAAGGACUGAGGACACGUAUCCAGGACCUGCACACUGUUCUCCACAGAACAGAGGAUUAUUUAAAGCAGGUCCUCCUCAGGGCGUCAGAGUCGGUCUACACAUGGGUCGUGCAGAUCAAGAAGAUGAAGGCCAUUUACUACAUCCUGAACCAGUGUAGUUUAGAUGUUACAAACAAAUGUCUUAUAGCAGAGGCUUGGUGUCCUGUUGGCGACCUGCCUGCUCUGCGGAGGGCCCUCGAAGAAGGAUCAAGAAACAGUGGAGCUACUGUGCCUUCUUUUGUCAAUCGAAUUCCCACCAGUGACACUCCUCCUUCUUUGAUAAGGACCAACAAAUUUACCUCUGGCUUCCAAAACAUUGUAGAUGCUUAUGGUGUGUGUGCUUACAGAGAGAUCAAUCCUGCUCCUUUCACAAUUAUCACUUUUCCGUUCCUGUUUGCUGUGAUGUUUGGAGACCUGGGUCAUGGAAUCAUCAUGGCUUUGUUAGCUGUUUGGAUGGUGUAUUACGAGAAUGACCGCAAACUCAAAAAUACAAGAAAUGAGAUCUGGAACACAUUCUUUGAGGGCCGUUAUAUCAUCCUGAUGAUGGGGCUGUUUUCUGUCUACACCGGGUUCAUUUACAACGACUGUUUCUCCAAGUCGCUGAACAUUUUUGGCUCCAAGUGGAAUGUUUCAGCCAUGAUGGAAGCAAAUAUUUGGAAACCAGAGGAUAUCAGAGGACAUUCAACACUGACUCUUGAUCCGAAUGUUACGGGAGUUUUCUCUGGACCCUAUCCUUUUGGAAUUGACCCUAUAUGGAACCUUGCAUCCAAUCGCCUUACUUUUUUGAACUCCUACAAAAUGAAGAUGUCAGUUAUUAUUGGGAUUGUACACAUGAGCUUUGGCGUGAUCCUCAGCACUUGUAAUCACGUACACUUCAAGAAGAGCUACAACCUGUACCUGGUGUUUCUGCCUGAGCUGCUGUUCCUGCUGUGUCUGUUUGGAUAUCUCGUCUUCAUGAUUUUGUACAAGUGGUUGGUUUUCUCCGCAAAGGACUCCAGACACGCUCCAAGCAUCCUCAUCCAUUUUAUUAACAUGUUCCUGAUGCAAGGAGAUGCUUUAGAGCCUCUGUACGCAGGGCAGAGUGGACUGCAGAUUUUCCUUAUGCUAAUUGCACUAUUCUCAGUGCCUGUUUUAUUAUUGGGAAAACCACUGUACCUUUACUGGCUCCACAAAGGCAGUCACCGCAUUGGAACAUACAGAGGAUACCAGCGAGUGCGGCAUGACAGCGAUGAGGAGCUGUAUCUACUGAGGGCACAUGACAUGGAGGAGGGGAGCAGUCACAGUGAGGCGUCAAUGAGCGGAGAACGGCAAUUAGCAGAGUUUGACGUUGCGGACGAGUUCCUGCAUCAAGCUAUCCACACAAUAGAAUACUGCUUAGGAUGCAUCUCAAAUACUGCGUCCUACCUACGACUCUGGGCACUGAGCCUGGCACAUGCUCAGCUGUCAGAGGUCUUGUGGGCGAUGGUGAUGAGAGUUGGGCUUAGAAUGGACACCAGUCUCGGCAUUGUGUUCCUCGUGCCAGUGUUCGGCCUCUUUGCUGUCCUCACUGUGUCCAUCCUCUUGGUCAUGGAGGGUCUUUCUGCCUUUCUUCAUGCCUUACGAUUGCACUGGGUGGAGUUUCAGAAUAAGUUCUACAGUGGAAGUGGAGUCAAGUUUGUUCCAUUUUCCUUUUCAUUAAUGCCGUCCAGUUUUGAUAAUGAUGGAUUAUUAUAA
Messenger RNA from Knipowitschia caucasica, 2550 nucleotides. Lineage: Eukaryota; Metazoa; Chordata; Actinopteri; Gobiiformes; Gobiidae. The record is from the annotation of a GenBank genome assembly.